This is a messenger RNA of Eupeodes corollae, 587 nucleotides long. RefSeq lists its product as uncharacterized. The transcript has a single exon. NCBI's taxonomy places the organism in Eukaryota, Metazoa, Arthropoda, Insecta, Diptera, Syrphidae. The record is from RefSeq and is a predicted model, not a curated record. The coding region runs from base 12 to 587 and encodes 191 amino acids.
AUGCUUUUCGUAUGGACAGAUUUGCCAGGGCCCCAUCAGGCUUUGAUGAACUGAUCAAAUGGAACUACACAAUUAUACUUCCUCCAGAGACGGCAGAGUUGAAGUUAUUCCCGCAACAACAAACAAUUAAGGUGAAUACCGAUGGCUUUGAGCCAAGGCUUGAAAUGCUGGAAAAGCUGGAAGGAAAAUAUGUGACAGUUGUUAUACAGGAUGGCUAUCUACAUUAUUUGCAAAAGGCUCUCCGUAACGGAAGUGAACUGAUUCUGCUUCCAGAAGCCAUUUAUAAUUAUCAGUUUGUUAUGUUUCUGCCGAAGCAUUCGAUUUAUUUGAACAUUUUCAAUAAAAAAUUAAAGGAAUUUGCUUGUGCAGGUAUAACGGCAAAAAUAAGUUCGGAUUCUACAAUAGACCGUUUGACUUUGCGAAAGCUUAUGAAUAACCCCAAAGCGGUGGCACUAACUGGCAAGCGCCUUAGAGCGUUAUAUCAUAUUUACAUUAUAUCAGUUUCAAUAUCAUUUGGUGUGUUUGUUUUGGAAAAACUCUCGGUUCGGUAUGAAAGACUUGAAAAAUAUUUUAUGAAAAUUAUGUGA